Messenger RNA from Malassezia japonica, 1212 nucleotides. RefSeq lists its product as uncharacterized. Lineage: Eukaryota; Fungi; Basidiomycota; Malasseziomycetes; Malasseziales; Malasseziaceae. The transcript has a single exon. The coding region runs from base 1 to 1212 and encodes 403 amino acids. The record is from RefSeq and is a predicted model, not a curated record. Gene Ontology annotation, molecular function: protein binding.
AUGGAGGCGAGCCUAGGCUCUGUUGCGCCAUUGUACUUUGAGCUAGCCGUGGCGGCCGCCGCCCAGUCGCGCACGGCCAGCACCCUGCCCAAGCUCCUCGGCGGAGAGUGCCCCAGCGGAGAAAGCAGCGCAGCCGGCAUUCUGCCUGCGUCGGACUGGACCGUCCGAACCUAUACCAACCUAAUGCGCUGCUGCGAAAAGACGGGUAACCUCGAAAUGGCGCUUGUCGUGCUGUUUACGGCGCGCGAUCUCGGCGUCGCCCUCGACGACGACGCGCUCGUGUCGUUUGCCGCGACGGCCCAUCAAGCCAAAGAACCGCGCCUUGCUCUGGAAGUCGCGCAGGCGGCUGGAAGCCACGCGCCGGCGCUGUGGAUGCGCAUCCUGCGGUCGGUCGCCGAGUACGACUAUGCGCCCGGCCUCGACGAGGCGUGGACCAAGGCGAUGGGCACGCUGGCACCGGACGAGGGCCUCUUUGUACAGGCGCUCCAUGUGGCGGCCCGUGCAUCGAACGAUGCGCUGGCCGAGUCGAUGCUCGAUGCCUUCCCCCGCUUCUUUCCCGGUGCGUCACUGCAAGAGUGGCAUCUGAUGCCUCUCUUUGACGCGUACUGCCAAAGCGGGCGAUUCGGCGAUGCGAUGGCCGUUUUGCAGCGCAUCAAGGCAGCCGAUAUUCCCCUGAGCUCACGGAGCCUUGCGCGUCUUGCACGGGACGCGGGCGCCUCGACAGAAACGCUUUCACAGGCCGUGGACGCCGCGCUAUCGAUGCGCGAGGCGCCCAUCGAGGCGGUGAAUGCGCUGCUGUAUGCCGCGGCCGACCGUGGCGAGAUGCCUGCGGCCGACCAGCUCUGGCAGAGCCUGUCCUCUCCCAAUCUUGAUACCCAUGAAGCCUACCUCCUUGCGUGCCUCACGAGCCAGCACCUGGCGCACGGCGAGGCGGCGUGGCGCAGCCUGUCCACGCACGCAAUCCAGCCGACGUCGACGACGUACGAAAAAAUGGCGCGCCUCUACCUGACGCAGCCCGAUUACGACGAGGCCUUUACGCUCCUGGAAGAGGCCAAGCAACGUCAUGUGGAACCUACGCGGCGGAUGUAUACUGCGAUGAUUUAUACGUGUCUAAAGCAUGACGAUGCGCGGUGGCGUGCGUUGAGUCUCGAGCUAAAAGAGGCCGGACACGACCCUGGCGCCCGGCUGCGCGAGGUAAUGCAAAGCAAGUAA